Molecule: messenger RNA, 1048 nt
Organism: Asparagus officinalis (garden asparagus)
Lineage: Eukaryota; Viridiplantae; Streptophyta; Magnoliopsida; Asparagales; Asparagaceae
Product: protein EARLY-RESPONSIVE TO DEHYDRATION 7, chloroplastic-like
Exons: 5
Coding region: 1-816 (271 amino acids)
Cellular component (GO): plasma membrane
Source: RefSeq, a predicted model, not a curated record
AUGGAAAUAGAGGAAAUGGUCUGCAGGAGGAAGCUGAUCAAGGAGGGGGCUGGAUUGCGAUUCCUGCGAGAGCAGCAGGGCGCUUCUCGUGGAGAGGGUGGAGAGGGAGAUCGAGAAAGCGCGGUGGUGGGGCCGGAGGAGCUAGGGCGGCGGCGUAGCUGGACGACGCUGGCGGCCCGAACGUGGAGGAUUAAUAGCGGGUCGGUGGCGAGAGGGAUAGCGAUGGGGUCGGGGAGGGUGAUACAGGGGAUUCUGUGGUGUGGGGAUGUGACGGUGGAGAGGCUGAAGUGGGGAGAGGAUUUUAUGAAGAGGAGGAUGGAUCCGAAGGGGAAGAAGAGCGAGGUUAGCAAGGAUGCUCUCAAGAGGAUGAAAAGGGUUAAAAGGGUCACGAAAAUGUCAGACAAUGUGGUUACCGGUAUCCUAUCUGGAGUUGUGAAAGUAUCUGGAUUUUUUACAGGCUCUGUUGUGAAUUCAAAGGUUGGAAAGAAGUUCUUUGGACUGUUGCCAGGGGAAGUUGUUCUAGCUACACUUGAUGGAUUUGCCAAGAUCUGUGAUGCUGCUGAAAUGGCAGGAAAGAACGUCUUACAAACAUCAUCUACUGUGACCACAGGACUUGUAUCUCACAGGCAUGGAGAGCAGGCAGGAGAGAUCACAAACGUGGGGCUUGGUGCAGCAGGACAUGCCAUAGGAACCGCAUGGGCCGUCUUCAAAAUUCGGAAAGCACUUAAUCCUAAGAGCGCGAUGAAGCCCGCAACCCUAGCAAAAACGGCGGCUAAGGCAGCCGCGGCGGAUCUCAAGGCCAAGCAGAGCAAAUGAUUCUCUGAAAGAUGAUAUAGCCCUUUUGUUCUAUUUAUUCGCUGUAAUCCUUAAUUUUAUGUACAGCUCUAGACUUUGUGUUUGAAGUAGUUAUAGGGUGAUAUUGUACUGUUCGUGGUUUGUUGUAUUUUUUUUUUUGGUAGGUUAUCUGUUGGUGGAGUUGGAGAUUUCUUAUUUUCAGUGAGUUGUUGUGUUUGUUAACUUAUUUUCUGAGAUGCUGGCGGGACUCGCA